Molecule: messenger RNA, 1181 nt
Organism: Odocoileus virginianus texanus
Lineage: Eukaryota; Metazoa; Chordata; Mammalia; Artiodactyla; Cervidae
Product: membrane-spanning 4-domains subfamily A member 7
Cellular component (GO): membrane; trans-Golgi network
Source: RefSeq, a predicted model, not a curated record
AAGUGGGAGGGCAGAGGAGCAAGGUCGCUGCAGCAGGAACAGCAGUGGGAGGUUCUGGCUGAGCCCUGCCGAGCAGGGCUGCCCCACCAGCUGCAGCACACAGGCCUGGGCUGCAGGAACAGCAUCACCAGCACCAUGCCAUCGCCGCUCAAGCUCAUGACCACCCGAGCCUUUAACACCUUCACUCUGAAAGGCGUCGUUAUUUCCGAAAGAGAGAAGCCUGGACAGGUCUACCAGAAAGAAGAUAACCUGCCAAAAGGUCUGCCAAAAGAAGCCACAGUUCUUGGAACCAUCCAGAUCCUGUGUUUCCUGGUGAUUUCAAGUUUGGGGGUCAUUUUGGUUUCUGCUCCCAAUUCUUCCCAGCUCAGCCCAGCGAUUUCCACCAUUCUGACGUCUGGGUUCCCAUUUUUAGGAGCUCUGUGUUUUGCCAUUACUGGAACCCUCUCAAUUAUCUCUGGAAAAAAACCAAGUAAGCCUUUUGCCACGAGCAGCCUCCUCUCCAGUGCAGUGAGCUCUGUGACUGCUGGAGUGGGCCUCGUCCUGCUUGCCAACAGCCUGGUAGCUCUGAGCACGGCCUCUCGGCAGUGUGACUCCGGAAGGGAUUACCUAGCCUCACUGCCUUAUUCGAGGUACUAUUAUUCGAUUUAUGAAGUCAAGGACUGUCUCCUGACCAGUGUCGGUCUAACAGGUGUCCUGGUGGUGAUGCUUACCUUCACGGUGCUGGAGCUCUUAGCAGCUGCAUAUGCUUCUGUCUUUUGGUGGAAAAGGUCUACUCUAGCCCUGCAUUCAUCCGGUCACGAAUAAGAAGGACUGGGGGACUGGAGCUGACAUAUGCACAUUAAGACGGAUGAAACAGAUAUCUAGUAAGAACCUGCUGCAUAACACAGGGACUCUACUCAACGCUCUGGGGUGGCAGAGAGGGAGCGCACGUACAUGGAUGGCUGACUCACUCUGCUGUGUGGCCAAACAGCAGAGACUAACAUAAUGUGGCAAAGCAACUAAACUCCAAUAAACAAUAAAAUAAAAAGAAGAGGAAAUGUGUGAUCUUGAGCUAGUGUGGACUGGCUGAGUCAUGUGGCUUUGUAGGCCCUGCUUCUGUAGUGUUUUCAUACUCACAUUGCUUAAAUUUUAAACAUCAGAGAUUCCAAGAACAUUUCAAUUAAAAAGUACUUCUAAAAUAA